Molecule: messenger RNA, 1731 nt
Organism: Calliphora vicina (urban bluebottle blowfly)
Lineage: Eukaryota; Metazoa; Arthropoda; Insecta; Diptera; Calliphoridae
Exons: 4
Coding region: 309-1565 (418 amino acids)
Source: RefSeq, a predicted model, not a curated record
AGUUGAUUUUGAAAUUUUUGCCUGAUACCUUUUCAUGUUUUCACCAAAAUCUUCUAAAUCAGUUCUCGCGAAACAUCAACAACAAACGUUUCGAAUUUUAAAAAGAUUUCGGAAUAUACAAAACUAAAAUACCAAAAAAAAAUAAAUAAAUUUCAAAUAAAACCAAAAUUUUUAAUACUAAAAAUACAACACACAGUACACAGAUACUCAAAGUGUACGAGAAAGAAAAACCUCAUAAAUACAAAGAAUAAUAUAAAAAAAGAAAUUAUUAAAUAUUUAAUAUAAUUUAUGGGUCUUGUAGCGUUCAAAUGAGCGACAAAAUGUAUUCUGCAUGUGCUAUUCCGUCUUCGUCUUUUACCGCUUCCUUGUGGUUCGUUUUAUUUUUGUGUGCAAAUCUUUUAAUUCAAGUGGAAAAUAAAUCUGUUUUUGGUAUCGGUACACGAAUUAUUGGCGAUCAAUUGUUAUUGAAAGAUAUUUUAAAAACGCCGCCAAUAAGUUUAACUGAGGAGCCUGUCAUCAAAUUUAAUUAUGACAUCGUUGAGCCCAUCACUUAUAUUGAAAUCGAAUCGGAUAAGAAUGUCUAUGCUAUAGUAAAUUUUAGUUAUGAAGGCAAUCUUGUUGAAGGUACCAUUUCAUCAGCUAGUGCUAAAUCAGAAGCCUUCGAAGUUCUUAUACAAAUCUAUGGCUUCAAUCAGACAAUGUUAAAUGUCAGUCCCGCCUAUAUACUCAAUAAGGAUCAACAGUUUAGUGGUGUUUUACGGCCAUAUUCUCAACAAAAACAGUCUCUAAAUUUAAUACAAGAAGAUUUAAAUGCUUUAGAAGAAUAUGAUGACGACGCUAUUGAUGAUGAUGACACUGCAGACAAAGAUGAUAUUGACUAUGAGGAGGAUGAGUUCGAUGACAAUUAUGAUAAAGUCAUAGAACAGGGUCAAAGACAAGAAGGGGAUUUUCUUGUUUAUGAAACAAAUCAAACGUCUGCCACAACAACGGAUUUGCCAACAAAUCAUUCACUAACGUUUUACUACAUUGAUAUUUAUUAUAUUACCUAUGUGAAAUUUACAAUAUACGAGCACUAUUUAUAUCAUUCCAUAAAUGAUUAUGGUGCUACAUACGUUGUAGAAUAUGGACACAUUUCUCCCACCACCCUUAAAGCUGUUGUCACAGAUCAUCGCACGACAAGUUUAUUUGUACAAAUGCAAAUGUAUGGCUUCCAUCCAACUGCUCUACCUGUUGACUACAAACCUUUUUUGUCAAAUAGCCAAACAGCAACAACAAACAGGCCAAUAUCAUCAUUGAGACAACUUAAAAUACUUAUGAAUGCCCAGCAAUCGACAAAUGCACAACAGCAGCAGCAUCAGCAGCAUCAACAAACUGAAACAACUACUGGAGACCUGCAACAGCAGGGUGCAACGGAAUUGGGUCACCAAAUAUCCCCCAAUAACAAUUGUAUGCAACAAGUACUAUCAGCAUCAUCCAAUAUUGGCAGUGAUAGUCUAAGUAUUUUUUCUUAUUGGUCCAUUUUUAAUUUGAUUGUCACAAUCUUUGUGACAAUGAUUUUUAUGUAAAGGCUUUGAUUUCAUUGUUGAAUAUUUGAAUGAUUUAUUUACCUAAUAUUUAAGAUUUAUAAAAAAUUGUGUAUUUAUGUAUGUUACUAAGUAAAUGUGAGUAUUAAAACAAUAAUUUUAAGAUUAUUACUGGAUAUUUUAAUAAAGAAGAAAACUAAAAUCUUAA